Eutrema salsugineum is the source of this 1038-nucleotide messenger RNA. Its product is annotated as phosducin-like protein 3. Gene Ontology annotation, biological process: protein folding. Gene Ontology annotation, cellular component: cytoplasm. The transcript has 4 exons. The coding region runs from base 89 to 859 and encodes 256 amino acids. The record is from RefSeq and is a predicted model, not a curated record. Lineage: Eukaryota; Viridiplantae; Streptophyta; Magnoliopsida; Brassicales; Brassicaceae.
CGACGAGAUUGCGAUCAGAGAGAGCAAUCGGCUUCUUUUCCCUUUUCUCCUCUCAGAUUCAAACUUUGCUUCGUAGGUGGUAAAGGCGAUGGCAGAUUAUCAUUUCGUGUACAAGGACGUCGAAGGAACAUCGACGCAAUGGGACGAUAUCCAGCGGAAGUUGGGGAAUCUCCCGGCGAAGGCUCCGGCAUUCAAACCGCCGGCUUAUACUCCGGCACAAGAGGAGUCUUCAGCUCCUAAGGACCAGGCAUGGUUAAAUGAAAAGACGGAGGAGGAGCUUGAGGAUCUUGAGGACGACAGAGAUCUCGACGAUGAUCGCUUCCUCGAAGAAUACAGGAAGAAGAGGUUGACAGAGCUGAGAGAAGCUGCUAAAGUUAGGAGGUAUGGAUCAGUGACUCCCAUCUCGGGCUCUGAUUUCGUGCGGGAGGUUACGCAAGCUUCUGCUGAAGAUUGGGUUGUUGUAUGCCUCUACAAAGAUGGUUUUGCAGUGUGUGGCUUGCUUUUGGGCUGUCUAGAUGAACUGGCUAGCAGAUACCCGGCAACAAAGUUUGUCAAGAUUAUUUCCACUGAUUGUAUCCCGAACUACCCUGAUUGCAAUCUUCCUACCUUGCUGGUAUACCACCAUGGUGCCGUUAAAGGAACACAUGUAGGCAUGAAGAGCUUUGGUCGUAGGUGUACCCCAGAGAGUGUAGCCUUAGUUCUGUGUCAGUCAGAGCCAGUUCUUAACGAUGGCAAAAGUGGAGACGAUGACUCCUCAAGGGAAGCUGUGAUGGCUGGAGUUCGAAGACAGUUCAUAGAACGAGUGGUGAAAGACCACGAAGAUAAGGAUAAUGAUGAUGAUGGUUACAAUAGCGAUUAGAACUUCAAAGGUUCUCUACUUGUCUCUGCUGGUUAUUGCUUGUUUGCGUAACUUUGCGUUUGUAACUGGUAAAACAAAAGUGUCGGCUUCAUCUGUGAUGUAAUGCUUUUUAAAAAUCCUCAUGUUUUUUUAAAAGAGACUGGAAAUUCAUGCUGUUUUUAAUAUCCAGGUCCUUAUCA